AGAAUCUGUAUACAUUGGCUAGCAUAUAUGCCCUGCCCUCUUUCUUCUUGAAAAUCGUAGCAACCCAUCUUUUCAAAGAAGCUUGCGUAAAGAACAGGCACCCUGUAAACGGAGUGUGCUUUCAAGACCCUUCAGGGUAUUCAGAUUCACUAUGCAGCUCACCAAGACUGUUAGCUUUCCAAGGGACGAAUAGAUUGGAUUUAAUGAAGACUUGGAGUGUGCUUCUGAGAAUAAAUGCAAAAGGACCCCGAACUGUCAAUCUUGAAGACAAAAGGCUUCAUCUGAAAUUACAUCAUAAGAAGCACUGACCACUAACUAGGAAAAUUCGUGAAAGGCACUGCAGUGUCAGAAAGAGGUACCAAGGAGACAGUCCUAGAGAAACAUGGAUGGAGUCGGGAAUCUGACAUUAUCUUCUGCCAAUAACAACACGUGCAAUGACACUAUUGAUGACUUCCGCAAUCAAGUGUAUUCCACCUUGUACUCUAUGAUCUCUGUUGUGGGUUUCUUUGGAAAUAGCUUUGUGCUCUAUGUCCUCAUAAAAACAUAUCACAAGAAGUCAGCUUUCCAAGUAUACAUGAUUAAUUUAGCAGUAGCAGAUCUACUGUGUGUGUGUACACUGCCUCUCCGUGUAGUCUAUUAUGUUCACAAAGGCAUUUGGCUUUUUGGUGACUUUUUGUGCCGUCUCAGCACCUAUGCCUUGUAUGUCAACCUCUAUUGUAGUAUCUUCUUUAUGACAGCCAUGAGCUUUUUCCGGUGUAUUGCAAUUGUUUUUCCAGUCCAGAACAUUAAUUUGAUUACACAGAAGAAAGCCAGGUUUGUAUGUGUUGGCAUUUGGAUUUUUGUGAUUUUGACCAGUUCUCCAUUUCUUAUGUCCAAAACUUACAAAGAUGACAAAAACAAUACCAAGUGCUUUGAGCCUCCACAGGACAAUCAAGCUAAAAAUUAUGUUUUGGUCUUGCAUUAUGUGUCAUUGUUUGUUGGAUUUAUCAUUCCUUUUGUUAUUAUAAUUGUCUGUUACACAAUGAUCAUUUUAACCUUACUUAAAAAUUCACUGAAGAAAAAUCUAUCAAGCCGCAAAAAAGCUGUAGGAAUGAUCAUAGUUGUGACAGCUGCCUUUUUGAUUAGCUUCAUGCCAUAUCAUAUUCAACGCACCAUCCACCUUCAUUUUUUACACAAUGAAACUAAACCUUGUGAUUCUGUUCUUAGAAUGCAAAAGUCAGUGGUCAUAACCUUGUCUCUGGCUGCAUCAAAUUGUUGCUUUGACCCUCUCUUAUAUUUCUUUUCAGGGGGGAGUUUUAGGAGAAGACUUUCUACAUUUAGAAAGCAUUCCUUGUCCAGUGUGACUUAUGUAACCAAGAAAAAGGGCUCUUUGCCAGAAAAAGGAGAAGAAACAUGUAGAGAAUAAUUUAAACCCAUUUCCAAUGAAAAUCAUUGAAAAAAGUUUCCCAAACAAAUAUUACCUCAAAUUAUCUACAAAAUAUGAGUAUUUCCAUUAAUAAUUUAUAAGUACUUAACUGCAUGUAUGCCUAUAAAUAUAUCUCAUUUAUGAAUCCACAUUGUUAGAGGUCCUAAGGAUAUUUUAAGUUUUAAAAAUUCAGUCCACAACUAUUAACUAAAUUAUAAGUAGUUUUUUGAUCAUUCACUGAAAGGUGAAGAACAUUUUUGUCUUGGCAUUGUAAAAAAUGGUACUGAGACCUAAGUUUUCUUCCUCAAAUAAAAGCUUCACAAAGGAUAAGAACUAGUCCUUUAAGAACUAGUCCUUUAAGAACUAGUCCUUUAAGAUACAAAAUUAGCAAUUAGUCCCCAAUCACUCUAACAUAUUCCUUUGCAUGCGUGCCGUUAGAUGAGAACUGGAAUGAUCCAGGAGUUACAUAAAAUGUCCUGUCACCCUCUUUCUUUGUAGUAUUGAAUGACUAGGCAAAGUAGGGCCAUUUCUUCCAAAACAGAAUAUGCAAGUGCUAGAACACCCUAAUAUGCAGCCAAAUGGCCCUAAAGACUCCAUGCAAUGUGCAACCUGGAAACUGAGGAAUAUAAAUUUGGUCAAAAGCUAGUUUGUGUCCAGUUUCCUUCUGUUCCUGACCCAGGCCCUCAAAAGAGAAUGAUGGAGUUUUUGUUGCUUAUGAAGUUCUUACAGGGAAUUUUCUCCCUACAAUUCUUCCUUAAGAACCAAACAACUGACAGUCCCAUAUAGGAACAGAAGCAAUUUAAAAUUUAUCUAAAGAAGACGGAAAGGGUUUUAUUUUUCUACAGGCUUAUUGGGAUCAAAACUACCUACAGUGGGUUUUUUAAUAAAAUUUGAGUGUUGAUACUAUACGUUGUUUAGGAAGUACUUAUAUUUAUGUAACUAUAUCAGAGAUUUUGCUCUAUGACAUGCACUUAUGCAUGGAAGUUAAUUACAAGUUUUAUUAUUAUUUUGUACUUUUUCUUCUCUAUUGGCAAGUAGAUAGAAAUAUCAAGGAGAUGUUUACAUCGGGUUUUAUAUUACAGUGGAAGCUUUGUUCUUUAAACAUACCAACUUGAUUAAGGCUGAAAUAUAAUAUUCAUGGGCAAGCUUUUGCUGAAAUGUGGUCUGUUCCUUCAUUCUGUGUUUCAAAAGGCACAUUACCUCAGAGAAAAUAAAUGAUAAUGGUGAAGAAAGCUAUGAAAGGAUUCUAUCUGAAUCUUCCAUGUGUAUGUUAUUUCUAUUUCACUUCUAAUGUCACAACCCCUUAGGAAAACAUUCAAAACAAAAAGAAAGAGGAACUCUAAGGCAUAGUAUAUCUAACUGGUAUCCAUUUAUUUUUAAAAUACCUGAGAUUUGGCAUUAUCUACACUU
Lutra lutra (Eurasian river otter) is the source of this 2815-nucleotide messenger RNA. RefSeq names its product cysteinyl leukotriene receptor 1 (gene CYSLTR1). Gene Ontology annotation, cellular component: plasma membrane. The transcript is spliced from 3 exons. The record is from RefSeq and is a predicted model, not a curated record. Lineage: Eukaryota; Metazoa; Chordata; Mammalia; Carnivora; Mustelidae. Gene Ontology annotation, molecular function: leukotriene receptor activity. Gene Ontology annotation, biological process: G protein-coupled receptor signaling pathway. Bases 383 to 1405 code for a protein of 340 amino acids.